Exophiala bonariae is the source of this 1566-nucleotide messenger RNA. RefSeq lists its product as uncharacterized. The transcript is spliced from 5 exons. NCBI's taxonomy places the organism in Eukaryota, Fungi, Ascomycota, Eurotiomycetes, Chaetothyriales, Herpotrichiellaceae. Bases 1 to 1566 code for a protein of 521 amino acids. Gene Ontology annotation, biological process: tyrosyl-tRNA aminoacylation. The record is from RefSeq and is a predicted model, not a curated record. Gene Ontology annotation, cellular component: mitochondrion; cytosol. Gene Ontology annotation, molecular function: RNA binding; ATP binding; tyrosine-tRNA ligase activity.
AUGCUCAGUCGCCUGGAAGAGAGGGGAUACAUAAACCAGAUCGUUGGUGAUCGCGGAGAGCUAGAGACCCUCCUUACUGAGCGACGGAUCGGGGUCUAUGUUGGAAUAGAUCCCACCGCAGCUUCCAUGCACGUCGGCCAUUUGAUCCCCUUUAUGGCAUUGUCCUUCAUGUACAUUCAUGGUUACAGCGCGCGCUACCUGCUCGGUGGGUUUACCGCGAGCAUAGGAGACCCAAUCGGUCGUCUUACCGACAGGAAGCAGGACAAGCCUGAAGUCCGGAAAGCGAAUAUGGUUGCCUUGCACAUGCAGCUCAAGAGAUUCAUGGACUCGGUCGAAAGAUAUGCAGCGCGACGAGGCUUCAUUCGAGAGUGGGCGUGGAGGAAAGCAUUGCACAACAAUGUACAUUGGUGGAAUAAAACUUCAGCAAGGGAUUUCCUUUCUGUUCUAGGGCGGCACAUACGUCUGGGCCCAAUGCUGGGUAGAGACACUGUCAAAACCCGACUCGAUGGUAACGGCAUGUCGUUCGCGGAAUUCAGCUAUCCAUUAGUCCAAGCUUGGGAUUGGUGGGAGCUCUAUAAAGGUGGUGUGCAACUACAGAUCGGAGGUGCUGAUCAGUUUGGGAAUAUUCUUGCUGGCGCAGAGGCAGUCAAAAGCAUUGCGAAGUCAGACCAUCCAUUUCAGGUGGAACUCUCGCGGGAAAGCAAAAUUGGAGGACGGGCGACGAAUGAUCCUUUGGGAUUCACCGUUCCUCUUUUGACGACUGCUGCAGGCGAGAAGUUCGGCAAAAGCGCAGGAAAUGCUGUGUGGCUUGACGAGUCGAUGACUAGUCCUUUCGAGCUCUACCAGUUCUUGGUCCGCUCCGCUGAUGCAGACGUCGACAAAUUCCUCCGACUUCUGACCUUCGUUCCGAUGCCAGAGAUUAAGUCUUUGAUGGAACAACACCAAUUGGACUCCUCGAAACGAAUUCCGCACCACAGACUUGCUAAAGAGAUCGUAGAGCUGAUUCAUGGCUUGGGGGCAGCAGAUAAAGCCGAGACUGAGCAUCGGGGCAUGUACGGAAAGGCGGUCACAAUAAAUAGCAUUCUGAAAACGCCUGACGCCCACACAAAGCCACCCUUGGAUGGGAAUCCCAAUGAAGGCUUCAUCAACCCUCAGACCAACAAACACGCUCAACCAUUGACUCGAGAGACUUCGGGCUCGCCUCACAUCAAAUUACCCCGAAGCCUAGUUAUCGGACAACCGCUUAGUCGAAUAUGCUGCUCGGCGGGUCUGGUUUCAUCCAAAUCCGAAGGCCAGCGGCUGAUCAACGCUGGAGGCUUGUACAUUGGAGGGAACUCAGAUGCGAAAGGUGGAAUGGAUGACGCGCUCAACUUCGCACCUGCCAAGAGUUCUGACUGGCAGUUACUGGAGAAGUAUGUAAUGGAUGAGAAGCUUCUAAUUCUGCGGGUCGGAAAAUGGAGGCUAAAGAUCAUCGAUAUCGUGUCGGACGAGGAGUAUGCUGAGUCUGGUCUGACUUGCCCUGGGUGGGAAAAGAGUGAGGAAGCAACGGCACCAAAAAACGAAUGA